Messenger RNA from Hymenoscyphus albidus, 3175 nucleotides. The record is from the annotation of a GenBank genome assembly. NCBI's taxonomy places the organism in Eukaryota, Fungi, Ascomycota, Leotiomycetes, Helotiales, Helotiaceae.
AUGAAGUUGGUGUUCACACUUCAAGAUGAAAUUGGAAGGAACAACCAUGAUCCGUCAAGGCGUAUUUGAGCGCAGCGCACUCGUUUCGCAAACGGGCGGGGCCUAAAUAGAGUAUCCUACGCUAUUACCCCUCCCGCUGCGCUUAUCGCCCCCUUACAGUGACGAGUUUUGGUGGGAGAACCCUGGAGGAUCGAGGCCUGUGAGAGCUUGGGGGCCAGGGGUAUCACCAGCCAUCGAAUGCAAUGUACUCGUAUACGUACAUACGUACAGUAUAUACAUCCACACAUAGCACCCUACAGCAACCUACUUCCCUCGAUCUAUGACUUAUAUUGGGCUUCAAAAGAUUGUUUGCCCAAUCUGCCCAACCCCUCUCGCGACCUAUCAUCCCAUAGCCCGAAUCGCCUCAUCGUUCGUCGGCGUUUGUUCAACGUCGGAUUCGCCUUACCUGCAAUUACUAUAGGCCUGCAUCAUGCAGUGGCUGCCCUGAGAGUUGCCAAUCAAAGUCAGCAGCUGAGGGACGGGACCUGCGAACCACGCCCUAUCCCAUACGAACAGAUGUUCCUCAAUAUAUCGCUCUCCCUCCCUCUCAGAAGUGCAAGCAAUUUCACUGCCCAACCUCUUCCAUCUUGGUGGCGUGAGAAGGUCGGCAAUGGCACAUUCGGAUGGUGGCAGAAGAAGAGUUACGCGCCGACACAGUUACAGCGAUUGGGACGAUGGACCACCAACGAAAUCCAGCGGCAAGGAGAGGGUCACAUUGGAACGAGAGAUCCCUGGAGUGCGGAGAGUGAGGGUAGAAAGACAGGAUGCCGACGAGGACAUCCAUCGACGCGCAUCGCAUUCGAAAAUGAACUCCGAGUCCUAUGCGACACUACCAAGCCAGAAGAGUACGAGCCGUAGAAGGAGGAGACAUCAUCAUGAAAGUCCAGAGGAUGGGCAUCGUCGCAGACGGAGGGAUUCCAAUUCGAGGGGCGAGUCGCCAGCAUCAUUUCAUGAUGGCAGACCUUCGAAUAGAUCACGACAUUCGAGAACAACACCACCCGAGACAAAGAAACACGAUUCGGAAUCCGAGACUAGCGAGUCGGAAAAGGAGAUUGUGGUGAUGUCGAGGAAGUCCGAGUCGAUCAAAGACCCACCAAAAGUGCACAAAAUCAGGAUUGUUCGUGUCUCGGAAGAAGAGUAUAGGGCUGCGAAGACCAAGGAGCACAUACUUAAGAGUGACAGGAAGUCGAAGGUCAAGGAAGUUAAGAAGGAGGAUGAAACUUUACGAAGGUCUCGGUCACAUCGUCCCAGGCGGGCGUCUGAAGGAGUAGUUUCGUCAUCACCUAGAAGGUAAAUAUUGCGAUAUGCAUGUGGGAAAGUAGAAGCUAACAUAAGUGACUUAGGACGACAUCUACUCGAGAAGUGACAGUGAAAGCGGCUCCUGCUCUCAAGAGAAGUCAUACAACAAGCUCGCAUGUACCUUCCACCAAGCAUGCACCAUCUUUGGGGACUACAUCUACACAUGCAACAAAUCGAAGGUCAACAGGGCUUUUGAGUACCUUUUUUGCUCCAGUAGUUCAACAGCGCCACGAACCUGAGCGAUUGUAAGAUUAUCGUAAUAUAAUUCUCAUGAGACUUGCUGACAGCAUUCAGGGUUGAAUGUUUGACCUGUCUAUCUGGUGAUAUUCCAAGAUCUAAAUCUGCAAAGUUAAAAUGUGGUCACCGAAUGUGCCAUUCUUGCUUGAAACGUAUAUUCAAAUUAUCAGUUACUGAUCCCCAACACAUGCCACCAAAAUGUUGUACCGCAGAUUUCAUACCUCUCAAACAUGUUGACAGACUAUUUAACAAUGAUUUCAAACGGAACUGGAAUCGCAAGUUUCAAGAAUAUUCCACCAAGAAUCGCAUUUACUGCCCACAGCGACGAUGUGGCGAGUGGAUCAAACCUGGAAAUAUCCAUAAAGAAGAUGGGAAGAAGCUUGGAAAGUGUAGUCGUUGCAAGACCAAGGUUUGUUGUUUAUGCAAUGGGAAAUGGCACGGUUCUCGGGAUUGUCCAAAAGAUGAAGAGACCAACAAACUUUUGGCGGCGGCUAAGGAUGCUGGCUGGCAACGGUGUUAUAGUUGUCGAACCAUGGUCGAGCUGAAGGAGGGUUGCAACCAUAUGACUUGGUAAGUCUUCAUAGAGCCAGAUCUUUGGAACCGACUAACAACUAGCAGUCGCUGUACAGCCGAGUUUUGUAUGUGCUGUGGCCUCAAAUGGAAAACUUGCAACUGUCCCUGGUUCAACUACGAGGCCGUAGAAGAGGAUCGCCUGAAUCAUAUGCAAGUUCCCCAAGAGAUACACAUAAACCAAAAUGACCCUCCACCACCACCACCCCCCGAUCGUCCUCCCAUUCGUGAUCGCCUCCGUCGUCCUCGUCCCAAUACAUACUAUGAUGAAAUCAACGAGCGUCAACGACAAGAACGCGAAGAUGAAGCACUCGCCCGUCGGCUCCAGAACUUCAACGUCGAUGAACACGAUGAUGACUACCAAGGUGGUAUCGGUGAUAUUCAUGGUAUUGGAAAUGCAGCAGGUCAUUUCAUGAAUGAUAAUUACGUAAGGGUAGCACAUAAUCUUUUCACUGGAACAUUAGAGCAAGCCUCUGCAGCGGCGAAUUAUGUGCUGGGUGUUCGACAAGCGAGAGGAGGACCGCCACCACCACCGUCUGGAGUACCGAGGAGGAGAAUGUCGGAUAGAUAUCCUGCCGUUCCUCCGCCUGCACCUGUCCCUCCGGUUCAAAAUCAGACCCAGAAUGUUCCUCCCGCUACUGCACCGCCGGUAUUAAGACGUCACACUCUCACGGAACGAAGAUACAAUACCGCUGCAUCGACAAGACCCUCCGAACGCGUGGUUCCUCGGCGCGAACGCACGGAUUAUGAGGCCGAAGCGGCGGUGCAUAUGCCCCUACCGUACACAAGGAGGAUGGAGAGGAAGGUCAGCACCAGGGGCGUCUCGAGGGUGAUUCCUGAGAGGACGUCUGCGCCUAGGACGCCUGAGAGGGAGGCGAGACAGAGUGAGAGGAGUGAGAGGAGUCCGAAGACGAGUGUGCUUGCAGGAUUGGGUAGUGGGAGGGGGAAUAAUCGGGUGCAGGCUUGGAGGAAUCAUGUGAGUCCUGGGUUGGAGGUUGAGGAGGGGGUUUUGGGGGGGAUCUUUGAUUGA